AACUGCAGACUCACUGAUGUAAAACUCAGAGACCUGUUGAGCUCAGUUUGUUUCACUAUGGCUUCAGCGUGCCUUCAAAUUCUUUGGCUGUUCUUCUUGUUCUGUGCUUUUCAAGCUCAAUUUAUUUCUCAUCAUGGUUCAUUGCAUCCCUUUCCAACACGACGGAACCCAUUCAGACCUUUUCGUUUACACCAGGACCAUCUGACUUUUCAUCACUCUUUGCCAGUUUUGGAUCCCAAUCCUCCACCAAGAUUCAUUAUUUUGAGUCCAAACCUCCUCAGGACAGAUAGUGAGGAGAAUUUUUACCUGGAAGCAAAUGGGGUGUCUGACCCCUUGCUGGUGACCAUAACAUUUCAGGACUUUCCAGCCCGGAGGGUUCAGCUUCACAAGGACACUGUGCUGCUCAAUAAAGACAAUGAUUAUAAAGCACUGAAGACUGUAAAGCUUCCCUCACAUGGUCUCUCUAGAAAAGAGAACUCCAAUAGUUAUGUGUAUCUGACAGUGGACUUUGGUUCUCACCGGGCUGAGAAGAUCCUUAUGGUAUCCUUCCAGUCUGGCUAUAUCUUUGUCCAGACAGAUAAGCCUCUCUUCAACCCUGGUGACAUUGUAAAUUACAGGGCUUUUGUGGCCACGCCUGCUUUCCAAGCUUUCAACAGGUCCAUUUCCAUAGAGGUCCAGAACCCUGAAGGAAUGGUAAUUCAUGCAGUUUCUCGAACAUUUGCCAGCAAUGGAAUAUUUUCAGAGAAUUAUCAGUUAUCAAGUAUUGCAAAUGAGGGUACAUGGAAGAUUACUGCGAAGUUUGACAAUUCGCUUCAAAACAAAUUCAGCUCUGAGUUUGAAGUGAGAAAAUAUGUGCUGCCUGCGUUCAAUGUCACGCUGACACCCAAGAGGUCUUACUUCAGUGUGGAUGACAGUGAGCUGGAGGUGGAUGUCAGAGCAAGAUAUUUAUAUGGUGAACCAGUUAAAGGAUUUGCCUACAUUGUUUUUGGUGUUGAGGUGAACAAAGAAAAGAAAAGGUUACCUGAUACGAUACAACGUGUGGAGGAUCUGGAGCAAGGGAAAGCUGUCUUGAGGAUGGCUGACAUAAAGAGAGAUUUUGCAAACAUUCAAGAUCUGGUAGGGUGCCCCAUUUACAUCAAGGCAUCUGUCAUAACAUCUACAGGUAGCGACCUUGUGGAGGCUGAGAUGUCUGGCAUUAAGAUUGUGGAGUCUCCAUUCCUAAUCACUUUCAGAGGCACUCCCCGGUACUUCAAGCCUGGUCUCCCCUUUGACAUGAUGGUCCAGGUAACCCACCAGGAUGGCUCAUUGGCUCCCAAUAUCCCAUUCCAGUUGCGCUUGCAGUCUGAAUCUGUUACUGUGAGCACACACAGGGGAGUUAGCAGGGUAUCUUUGAACAUGCCGCCAGACACACAACCUCAGACUAUAACAGCUGAGACAACAAAACAUGAUCUGAAAGCAGAGCACCAGGCAAAAGGUCGUCUGUUGGUGCACCCUUAUGUGUCUUUCAGCAACACGGCUCAAAAUUACCUGUACAUUUCAACGGGCACUAAACGUGUUUCAGCAGGGGAGCACAUCAACUUAGAGUUCCAUCUCAAAAAUAGCAUUGAAACACACAAGGACAUCAUUAAACAUUUGACCUACCUGGUGAUUAACAAAGGCAAGAUUAUUGCUGCAGACCGUGUGCUGAUGAAUGGCCAACGAGUUACAAGCUUUUCUUUAGCCAUCACCCCAGAGAUGAUCCCCUCCUUCAGGAUUGUAGCAUUCUACAUACUCCCAUGGCUAGGGACGUCGGAAGUGGUUGCUGAUUCUGUCUGGCUGGACGUAGAAGAUACCUGCAUGGGCACGCUCAGAGUUGGUAAGGCUGACGGUAGCAGACAAGCUACAUAUCGACCUGGGGAGAGCUUCCGCUUCCAGGUUAGAGGUGACCCUGGAAGUAGGGUGAGCCUGCUAGCAGUGGACAAUGCUGUGUUCCUGCUGAACAACAGACACCGGCUGACUCAAAGCAAGCUCUGGCGUGUUGUGGAGAGUGCUGACAUUAGUUGCACCCCUGGAAGUGGCCGAGACAGUGUGGGAGUUUUUGAUGACGCCGGUCUGAUGUUCCACUCCAACAAUGCCAUGGUCACAGAGGCAAGACAAAGUCUGCAGUGCCUAAAGCAGGCCAGGAAGCGUUCUGUGAGGAUGUUACAGAACAAAGUUGAACUUGAGGACCAGUACAAAGACCGGUUCCUACGCAAGUGCUGUCAGGAUGGGCUGAGGGAGAUCCCAAUGGAUUACUCCUGCAUUCGCCGAUCCCACUACAUCUCAGAGGGCUGGGAGUGUGUCCAGGCCUUCCUGUACUGUUGUUCUCAGUACCGAGGGGAGCCGGGCCACCUUCCAACUCCAGUGACUACCAGAGCAACCACUACAGCGAUCCCCAUCUCUCAGUGGGAUCCCAGAAUUCACAUUUUGCAGUCUCGAGUCAUGCUGGCUUCCAAACAAUUUAUGGUAGCAUCAGGCAGGAGAGAAGAUCUGGAAACACAUUCCUCUAGCAAAGCAGUUUCAACUGUAGAAGACUACGAGGAGGAAGAAGAUGACAUGGUUAACGAGCGUGAUGUCUAUGUACGGUCAAAGUUCUUUGAAACCUGGCUGUGGAAUGAGAUCAGUCUACCAGACACCCCAGGGGCUGGAGAAAAAAACGGACUGGUCUCAUACACGGUGCAGUCUGUCCUUCCUGACUCGAUCACAGAGUGGGGCAUUCUGGCAAUCAGCUCUUCUUUCACUAAAGGAUUCUGUGUAGCAGAGCCAUAUAACAUAAUAGCCAAAAGGCACUUUUUUGUGGACCUGCGGCUGCCAUACUCUGUGGCCCGAAAUGAGCAAGUUGAAGUCAAAGCGAUGCUCCACAAUUACAGCGAUGAGGACAUGAAGGUCAUUGUCAUCCUGUAUAAGACUGUGGACAUCUGCAGUGUGGCCUAUAUUGAGAAUCAUCAGCAGGAAGUGACUCUUCAUGCCCAGUCUUCAAGAGUCAUUCCAUACAUCAUAGUUCCACUGAAAGCUGGGGAACUGGAAUUAGAAGUCAAGGCCCUUGCUCGUGAUUUCCGCGGACAGGAUGGUGUGAGGAAGAGGUUACGUGUUCUGUUGGAGGGAGUACAAAAGACUAAAGUCCAAAGUUUUGUUUUGAACCCAUUGCUCAGGGGGGACAAGGAUGGGAAACAAGUGAUAAAGAUUGACAAUAUUAAAGUGGAUUCAGUGGUUCCAAACUCAGUUCCAGAGACUUACAUCAAUGUCAGAGGCAGCGUACUAGCAGACACCAUCGACAACUCAAUCACUGAUGAUUCCCUGGCCUCCCUGCUGCGCAUGCCUGGGGGAUGUGUGGAGCAGAAUCUUGCUAGCAUGACAUUACCCCUCAUUGCCACACACUAUCUUGACCGAGCACACCAGUGGGAGACUGUAGGAGUGCAGCGCCGCCUUGAUGCAGUCAAAUACAUUCAGAAAGGUUAUGAAAAACAGCUAAUGUAUUCCAAGAAGGACAAUUCUUACCCACCAUAUCGGAAUGUGGGAACAAGCACAUGGAUCACCUCAUAUGUGGUGAAGGUGUUCUCCAUGGCCCAUCCUAUCAUAUAUGUGAAUGAGAAGCACAUUUGUGACCCUCUGCUAUACUUGCUGAAGCAGAAGCAGUCUUCUGACGGAGCCUUCAGUGAAAACAACCCGGUCUAUGCAGCUGCCAUGACUGGAGGCUUGCAAGGAGCAGAAUCCAGUGCUACCCUUACUGCUUUCGUGCUGAUAGCAAUGUCAGAAGCUAAAGCUGUGGUGGAGUGCCAGGAACCUGGAAUUGUAUCAGAGGAGCAAAUGAGGAAAGCUGCAACUUACUUGAAGAAUCAACUACCACGACUAAGAAGGCCAUACUCUGUGGCUAUAACUACCUAUGCCCUUGCCCUAAUGGGUGAAGACAGAAGCCUUUUGAGAGACCAUUUGCAAAAGGCUGCAUCUGCAGACAGGACCCACUGGCCAGAUUCAGACAAUCCUCUUUUCACCCUGGAGGCCACUGGCUAUGCUUUGAUGGCUCAUUUGAAAAUUGGUGAAACACAAUUUGCAGGACAAAUUUUCCAGUGGCUCAAUGAGAGACGCAAAGUGGGAGGUAGCUAUGGGUCCACACAGCCCACCAUGGUGGUCCUGCAGGGUCUGUCAGACUACCUCAUCCAGAACCCCCCUCCCCUGGAUAUGAAGUUAAAUGUGGCCCUCAGCAUGCCUGGGCGCAGAGACACACACUGGUCUUUCAGUUCCAAAACAGCAUAUAUAGGAAGAUCUGCUAAGGCAACAAUAGACCAGACAUUUACAGUGGAGGCUUCAGGGACAGGUCAAGGCAUCUUGGAGGUUGUGACCAUCUACAAUGAGCUGCCUCAUGUUGAAAAUAAGGGGAACUGCAAGCACUUUGACUUGGAGGUUUCAAUAAAACAAGUCACAAAUCGAAAACCAUCAGAAGACACUGAGAGGUACUACAGACUUGAUAUCAGCAUAAGGUCACUAGGACCAAGUGAAAUAAGAAUGGCAAUUUUGGAUGUUACCCUACCCACUGGCUUUGUUCCAAAAACCGAAGACCUUGAAAAGCUGACAAACUCAGUGGACCGGUACAUUAACAACUUUGAGAUUGUCGAUGGCCUUAGUGACCAGGGCUCCCUCAUCAUCCACCUCUUUAAGGUAUCAAACACAGAAAGAGAGACAAUAUCUUUUGGGUUACUACAAAAAUUCAAUGUGGGUCUUAUCCAGCCAUCCUCUGUCACUGUCUACGAGUAUUACAGCGCAGAUCACCGAUGCACCAAAUUCUACAGUCCACUGUCAGAAAAGGCUGAGCUGCAGCAGAUCUGCAAAAAUGAGACAUGUCGCUGUUCUGAAGGAAACUGCUGUAUCUUAAAAACACAAGUCCAAUCCAUUACCAACCUAAUGCGCAAAGAUGAAGCAUGCAAGGGCAUUUACCAUGUGUACAAAGUCAGGGUCUCCAAAAUCAGCAGGAGCCAGUAUGAUAGGAAUGAGGUAGAAAUCCUGCAGGUGAUAAAGGAAGGAAGACACACUGGCAUCCGAAUGACAGACAAAAGUAUCUUUUUAUCUCAUGCUGCAUGUCGUGGAGGUUUGAACCUGCAAGAAGGUGGAGUUUAUUUAGUCAUGGGACCUCCUGAAGACUUCUGGCACCUGGAUGGCUCCACCAAUAGAUUUACCUACAUCCUGAGCAAGAGGACCUGGGUAGAAUACUGGCCAUUAGUGGCAGAGUGCCAGGCAGAUGCAGUGCUCAGGCAGAGAUGCUCCCAGCUGGAGGAAUUUGCAUCUGAUGUAUUAGAGAAAGGCUGCCAUUCCUGAGGAUUUCCACAGGUCCUUCUUGCAAUUUUAGCCUAACAAAAGCCAAGCAGAGGAAAGCCCUGUGCUUCAGUAUUUCUGAGGAUUGUUAUUAUCAGAAACAGCAAUGUGCAGAAUAACAGCAUUUUGAAAUAUUAAACAAUAAUGUGAAAUUGAAAAGUUAGAGAAA
Molecule: messenger RNA, 5494 nt
Organism: Scleropages formosus (Asian bonytongue)
Lineage: Eukaryota; Metazoa; Chordata; Actinopteri; Osteoglossiformes; Osteoglossidae
Product: venom factor-like
Exons: 44
Coding region: 58-5328 (1756 amino acids)
Cellular component (GO): extracellular region
Molecular function (GO): endopeptidase inhibitor activity; protein binding
Source: RefSeq, a predicted model, not a curated record